This is a messenger RNA of Hyalella azteca, 1178 nucleotides long. Its product is annotated as U11/U12 small nuclear ribonucleoprotein 48 kDa protein. The transcript is spliced from 6 exons. Lineage: Eukaryota; Metazoa; Arthropoda; Malacostraca; Amphipoda; Hyalellidae. The record is from RefSeq and is a predicted model, not a curated record. The coding region runs from base 109 to 1032 and encodes 307 amino acids.
CAGGCACACUCCAUUCAGAAUUUCUAAUGUGUCUAAUAUUGAUCUAUGAUGAAUAAUAACUGAAUUAUAACAAAAAAAUUUAAAAAGUUUCAGAAUAACUAUUAAAUUAUGGAGACAGAGAACAUCAACAUUAAAGAAUAUGAAGACUGCUUAUCAGAUUUCUACAGUGCUGUCCACUGGAAUGAUGAAGCAAAUAAUUGUGUCAACAAGCUUAGUACAACAGCUACAGUAAGGAAGAGUUCAUCUACAAGCGCUGUAGAUGAUGACGAAAACCCUUACAGCAAUGAACCACUUCUACCUCCACCUUACCCCAUCGGUUCUUCCAUCAGCCCUAAAUCAAGUUCACGUAUCACUAUUGAUAGUACAUUACAACGAGAGAUUUUGAAGCCAUUUUGGAAGUCAGACGCAGCAGACACGCGCCCCCCACCCAGCUGCCUGGCACAUGAAUGGUUGUUGUUCUCACGGGAAGAACGCAAGGCGCUUUACGAAUACGUGCUUCUGCACACACAGGCGCCGCCCCCACCCCCUCAACUCGUAUUACAGCCAGUGACUGAAAUCAACGACAGCAAAGACGAAGUCGUAAUACGUCAACAACAACGCGAUCUUAAACGUCGCAGACAAGCGUACAGAACCGCAGCUACCGGCAGCAAGACCCUCACUGAGGUGACGCGAGAAAUGAUAAACAACGUUAUGGAGCUCAUCGGGAUCCCAGUGGAUGACCAAAAAUCGAAAUCUCCGUCCGAAACCAGACCACUGCACAGCCGCGAUAUGUGCUCACAACCAUCAACCUCUUCUGAUAAAAGAAGAACUUCUAGAUGCCAUCGUGGUCACGAGGAGAAGGAAAGUAAAUCAGAAUACCACCGUGAAAAGAGCUCAUCUAGAUCGAAAAGAAAAACCGCGAAAGACGAUGAUGAACGAAAAGAUCACCGGCGGAAUAAAUAUAAACAUAACCCGUCUGAUGACUGCGACAGUCGCGAUAGAAAAUACGGCAGAGAAAGAAGUGCCAACAACGAUCGAUUCAACCGCAGAUGAGAAACUGUGAACCUAGUAAUAGCACAAAAUAAAAUAUAAGAUUGAUUUGUUUUAGAUUCGAAGAUUUAAAAAUCGUUACAUUAUAUUCAGCGUAAGUCUUUCUACGGCUUUCGAUGUGCAGUGUUCCUAAAUACAUUCCAAAUGAA